AUGGUUCGUCUUAAAAAUGUAGGGACUGACACGUUUAAUAAGAACCCUAAACCUCCAGUCACGAGGAAGAGGAAAUUGACCGCAAGUAACAAUGAAAAUGUAGAUCCAAAUUCAGAACCGGUGAAAAAUCAAAAUGAAAACAAAGGUUCAGCUGCAAAACUCACUACUAAAGCAAAUAUUCAACCUAAGAGAAGUAGAAAGAAAACCAAGGACGUGAACACUGAACCAAAUGCAGCAACGAUUAUUAGCGAUAAGUGUAAUAACAACACUAAACCUCCAGUCACGAGGAAGAGGAAAUUGACCUCAAGUAACAAUCCAAACUCAGAACCGGUCAAAAAUCAAUCUGAAAACAAAGGAGAUGCUGCGAAAGUCACUGCGAAAGCAAAAAUUCAACCUAAGAGAAGCAGAAAGAAAACAGAGGGUGUUAACAAUGAACCAAAUGGAGCAACGAGAAUGAGUGGACCAUGUAUACCUCUCAAAUAUAUUUUUAGAAAACUAUUUGAUGAUGUUGAAGGCAUAUCUAAACGAGCUACCAUCCCGACGAAGGAAAAGCCUAAACGUAAGAAUGGAAAACCAGUCGGGCCAACACUUUCUACACAAGAAAACGAGUCAAGGGUACAGAACUUACAAACGAGGAAGAGACAACGUGGAAGGAGAGUACUGCAGGAUAUCUCAAACUUGCCAGAUGACGAUGAUGUUUCCGUAGGACUUUCGGAUGAUAACCUGGAUGAAGAACGACCACAUAACUAUCCGGAUCUUUUAAACUCUGAUGAAGACGAUGAAGGGGAUUACAAACACAUUUUUCAAUGUAGUAGUCCUGAUAGCACAGACACAGAAGAUGGUGAUAAUGAUAAAUACCAACCUUCUCCAUCACAUCUGCAAGAAACGCAUAUCUCCGAACAAAAACCUCCUUCGACCGUACACAUAGUUCCAACACUUCCUGAGAGUGUGAUUACUCAAGAAACUGUUCAACCUUCUCCAACUCUGAAAAAACGAAAGAGAGUUAGUAUGGCAAAAAAGAAAGAAACUGUACCCGAUAAGAUUGUAUACAAUGACGAGGGUGACAUGACUUAUUCGUGCGUGCAUUGUGGUGCUAAAUUUUGGUAUGGAGAACGACUAAACAGAAGAAGGAGGACGGGGGAUCCAUCAUUCAACCUUUGUUGUAUGCACGGCCAAGUCAAAUUGCCUUUACUAAAGGAUCCUCCUGCUCUUAUUUAA
Molecule: messenger RNA, 1218 nt
Organism: Microthlaspi erraticum
Lineage: Eukaryota; Viridiplantae; Streptophyta; Magnoliopsida; Brassicales; Brassicaceae
Source: the annotation of a GenBank genome assembly